Molecule: messenger RNA, 648 nt
Organism: Harmonia axyridis
Lineage: Eukaryota; Metazoa; Arthropoda; Insecta; Coleoptera; Coccinellidae
Exons: 2
Coding region: 1-648 (215 amino acids)
Source: RefSeq, a predicted model, not a curated record
AUGGCUCCUGACGAUGCCAGGAAAGAAGCCUCCAAACCAAUUGGUCCAAAGCAGAAAACAGGCCGAGGGACCAAGAGAAAUAGGUCGGAGGACAGCACGCCUAAAGGCAAGCAGCCAAAGAGUGCCAAAUGCGAGGCUUCAAAAGUCGCACGGUCCUCAGGAGGUGCCGGGGCUCAGGCCUCGGGUGCCUCCAAAGUUCAAUCCUCGGGAGCUUCCGGAGCUCAGCCCUUAGGAACUCCCAAGGGUCCCGCAUCAGGUGGGCCCACCUACAGCCAGGCUACCGCUGGUCUGAAGGUGGGGAUAAUGCACAAAAAAUUUCCAGAGGUGAGUUUGGAAAUGGACCGUCUAAUGGCCAUCAAAAAAUCGCUAAUGAAAGAGAUUAUUGCAUUGGGGAACGAGGACGCCAUAACGCCUACGUUCCACCAACUGCAUAUGAGGCCAGGCUGGCUUGGGCUGACAUGCUCUGACAAAGCCACUGUGGAGUGGCUGAAGAGCAUACAGCCAAAACUCAAACCUUGGGAGGGAGCUGAUCUAAGGAUAGCCGAAGAGGCAGAACUGCCUCACCCAGAGAUCCUGGUCGGAUAUCUCCCCGACAGCCAUGAUCUCUCCAAUGAGAAAAUUCUCAAGGCGGACCCAUGCUCGAGAUAA